GACGUAUUAUAGACCACGUGAUCAAAUUAUGCGCAUGCGUAGAAGAAAGAAAAAUGGAUGGUCAGAGGAGCUUGGACAAAGUAUCAGCAGACUCUGAUGGUGAUUUGAAAAAUGAAGCAGAUUCAUCUCCACAGAAAGUCGAUGAUGCUUAUGAUGUAUUAACUGAAGAAAUGGAAGCUUCACUUUCUCCUAAUGGAAGUGUGGAUAAACAUGGAGAUGAUGUUGACAUUAUGGCUGGCAUUGAUGACAUUGACAGUCAACACUUUGAAGUUCUUGAUGCUGUUGAGGAUGGUGACCCUUCACCUACUGAAGCUACUGCUACAGAAGAACAGCCAAAGGAAGCUGCUGACGAAAAGGUUGAAUUUAAAAGUCCCAGUCCAGAUUUGUCUAACAAAACUUCUGCUAAGAAAGGAAGUGAGAACUCUGGUGCAAUUUCUCCAAUUAGAUUUGAAAGUAAAGAAGCUACUUCAUCAAGUAAAGUCGAUAAAAGUAAAGACAAAAAAUCAGAACCCCUUCCCCACAAGAUUACUGAUAGACUUUUUGUGAAUACAAGAUAUUUUGUCAUAAAGAGUAAUAAUUAUGAAAAUGUUGAUAUUGCUAAAUCCAAGAAUGUUUGGUCAACACUCCCAUACAAUGAGAAGAAACUCAACAAGGCAUACAGAGAUUGUCGAAACGUCCUGUUAAUUUUUUCAGUGAAGGAAAGUGGAGGUUUUCAAGGUUUUGCUAAACUGGUGUCAGAGUCUCGUAGUGAUGUGCCUAGGGUACAUUGGGUUUUACCUCCAAGUAUGUCUGCCUCUCAACUUAGCCAUGUUUUUAAACUUGACUGGAUUCACAAGGGUACUCUUGCAUUUAAUCUAUGCCAAGAUUUGAAGAAUCCAUGGAAUGAGAAUAAGCCUGUAAAGAUUGGUAGAGAUGGGCAGGAGAUAGAGCCAUCAGUUGGAGAAAAGUUAUGUAAAUUGUGGUUAAGUUUGAAUGCUGAUGGCUCAUCUAGUGCUAGCUCUACUGUUGCACCUAGAGACAGGAGGAGAUUAUCAGGCUCACACUAUCAUGAUGUGCAUGUCUCUCAACAACCUGCUUUAUUUCCUACUUUGUCUCCUUAUGUUUCUGCUCCUUUUGCUCACCCAUCACUUGGACUAUUUGCCGGUGGAAGGCCACCACACAUCCAUUUAAAUCCUACGCUUUACCCACCCCCAAGUAAGCAUCAUUUAUCUCAAGCUGAAGCACUGUUAGAUGCUAGGAAGAAAAAAUCUGAGCACUCACAUAGGAGAGAUCGAGUAGCACGUGAUCGAAGUCGUAGCAGAAGUAAGGAAAGGGAUGUUUCUACUAACUCUAGGAGCAAAGGAAAGCCUGAUUCAUCCAGACGAAGGAGGAGUCGAAGUAGAAGCAGGAGUAGGGAAAGAAACUCUAGGCAUGAAAAGGAACGAGAGAAAAACAAACGGGGGCAUACAAAGGAGUCAGCUUUUGAGAAAAGUUUUGGUGUAUGUAAGGAAACUCUUCUUCAUGGCUCUUAUGCUGAUUACAUUAAGGAAUAUGCUGCCCGAAGCACUAGAGCUAGUGGACCUACUUCAUCUAUGGGUGUGAAUGUUGCCGGUAUUGCUUCACAAUAUCAGAAAGCUUUAUCUCAUGUAGCAACUGCUCUCGCAUCUCAAACUGCAGCUGAGUCUCAACAGCCAAUGGAUCCAGCAACAUAUAAUAAAAAAGUAGAGGAAUUUCUUCAAAGAAUGAAGGGGAAAUCACAAUCAUCUGCUUCAAGUCAUAGUAAUUGAUAAAAAAUAGACAAUUUCUGCUAUACUUUAUAAUUUGUACAUUUAAUAAUAAAAAUAAUUUAUUAUUUUGUUUAUUUAUGACAAUCCUUGCUUGGGUCUUGCAUUAA
Molecule: messenger RNA, 1873 nt
Organism: Amphimedon queenslandica
Lineage: Eukaryota; Metazoa; Porifera; Demospongiae; Haplosclerida; Niphatidae
Product: YTH domain-containing protein 1-like
Exons: 16
Coding region: 54-1766 (570 amino acids)
Biological process (GO): mRNA splicing, via spliceosome; regulation of alternative mRNA splicing, via spliceosome
Cellular component (GO): nucleoplasm
Molecular function (GO): mRNA binding; N6-methyladenosine-containing RNA reader activity
Source: RefSeq, a predicted model, not a curated record